Penicillium vulpinum is the source of this 735-nucleotide messenger RNA. RefSeq lists its product as uncharacterized. Bases 1 to 735 code for a protein of 244 amino acids. The record is from RefSeq and is a predicted model, not a curated record. NCBI's taxonomy places the organism in Eukaryota, Fungi, Ascomycota, Eurotiomycetes, Eurotiales, Aspergillaceae. The transcript has a single exon.
AUGCUUCAAGACCGACUAAACGACGCCGCCAUCAACCUUCACCGAGUUCUGACCCAGAAUAAUGUACAUUUUGGUAUUUUUGGUGGCUAUGCCAUUGGAGUACUAGGCGGUGCCCGUGAAAGCAAGGAUAUUGAUUGCCUCGCAUCCAUAUCCAAACCGCAGGUUGUUGCUCUGCUCAACGGAAAAGAUGGUUUUACUGUUAUUCCACAAACCCGCCAGGACUACGUUGCUUUUCUCUGGUCCGACAAGCCUGAUCACAGUAAUCCUGUGCUCGUAGAAAUAUUCUGCGAACAAUUUUCCGGUAAUUGUUUUUCUCGCUAUCAUUCGACAUAUGAUGUUAAUUACGUUUUAGGCUCUCGGCACACCAUGCGAGGUAUACAAGCUACUGUUCGAACUGUGAAUGGGCAGAGGCUUGGAAGCGGCCUUUCAUGUUUUCUUGAUCCAUUCUAUCUGUUCAAGGGGAAGCUUCGUGCCGCCGCAACUCGCGCUAAAUUCCAUGACUCGGCAGAUCUUCGCUGGUUGGAAGGUCGACACAGUACUGCAAUUCAGGCACGAAAGACGGAAUUGAGUCUUCAAUACAUCGGGCUGGCAAUGAAACGAUAUCCUGAGCUCGAAAUGUUAUUCAGAAGUCUCGACGUUGAUCUUGCAGGUGCUCAAAAUUUGACACGUCAUCUAGAGCUAUCCAAACUUCCAGCGCCGGCACCUGGAGAUGUCCAGCAUGGGCUGCUGGGGUAA